ACUUAAAGCUGGUGUUUCCGGUAACAUUUGAAGGCAGCAGUAGCGUUUGCUGAACUCGUGCUGAGCCAACAAGCCUCAUGAACUACAACAAUGAGUCUGAGCAACAUGUCCGGCUAGUUUGAAGUGAAGUUUACUUCUGUGAAACUGCCCUGUAAUAUUCACUACAUGUGCUCGUUGGAGGUUUCCAAAGCACUGAGUUAAAUGGAGCUGGAGGACCAAUGGUGGAAAGGACAACUCGCUUCAGAUAUAUACCAGGCGCUGCGGUACAAAGAGCUCAAGUUGCCUUCCUACAAAGGCCAGUCACCCCAGCUCAGUUUGAGAAGAUACUUUGCAGAUCUCGUAGCCAUCGUCAGCAACCGCUUCAGGCUGUGUCCUGCAGCCAGACACCUGGCCGUCUACCUGCUGGACCUUUUCAUGGACCGCUAUGAUGUGACGGUGCAGCAGCUCCACAUGGUCUCACUCUCAUGUCUUCUUUUGGCCAGCAAAUUUGAGGAAAGGGAGGACCGGGUGCCCAAGCUGGAAACCCUGAACAGCCUGGGCUGUAUGAGCUCCAUGAACCUGGUCCUGACCAAGCAGGGUUUACUUCACAUGGAGCUGCUCCUGCUGGAAACCUUCCAGUGGAACCUGUACCUCCCCACAGCAGCCCAUUUCAUAGAAUACUACCUGUCUAUUGCCGUCCAUGAGGGAGACCUCCAUGAUGGCUGGCCUAUGACCUGCCUAGAGAAGACCAAACUAUACAUGGCCAAGUAUGCUGAUUACUUCCUGGAAGUUUCUUUGCAAGAUCAUGUGUUUUUGUGUUUUGCCCCCUCACUGGUGGCUGCUGCAUGUGUGGCCACCUCCCGCCUCAUCCUCCACUUGUCCCCUACAUGGCCACCUCGACUGCAGCGCCUGACAGGCUACACUUGGGAUAACCUUGUCCCAUGUGCUGAGAAACUACUCAUGUGUGUAUUUGUCUUGCACAUGACAGUGACGUCAAAGAGGCCAACAAACAGAAGUGCCAGCAGCCUGGUCAGCAGCAGCAGGGCCAGACAGCGUACCACAGUUCAGGCCAGACAGCCACUGUGGCCCAGUACCUGCACCGGCCCAGCAUGCAGUAUCCCCAACAGGCCCAGCAGCCAGGCCUGGUCCCUAACCACAAGCCUGCCUCUUACCACAGCCACUCCACUACCAGCCUGCAGCCACCCAGUGGUCCCCAGCAUGGUAACACCCAGGCCAUCACUACCUCACUGGAUCCAAAGUCCAACAUUUCCAACAGGGCUUACCAAGUCAGCAUGCACUACACCUGUGCUGCUCCGUGCUUUGACAGAUGAUUUUCAGGAUUUAGUCAUUUUUGGGGAAUAAGAGAUGUGAUCUGUUUCUCUUGAGCAUAACCGAAUACACUGAAGAGAAAAAGGGUGUUUUUAAUUUGAAGAGACUUGAUGAGAUUGGUACAGCACUUUGAACCAUAAGAUAUACACAGUGUGCAAUAUGCAAACUUUGCUCUAAUUUUCUGAGAGCCUACAUUAGGAUUUUUUUUUUUUUUUUUUUUUUUUUUAUUUGGUUUGAGAUAUCAAGUAUGAAUGUUGUUGUGAAGUGGCUAGAGGCAGAGUUUGCACCUCUGUUCCCACAAGUGUUGUAUAAUUAAGCUACAGGCCAAAAGUCUUGUACUUAUUUGAGCCACAUUACCUCAGAAGUAUUGAACUUGGUGAUUGUGUCCUUUAUGACUAAUACUGUGCUAAGUUAAGGGCAAUUACAGAAAGGGAUGUUGUGGUUGAGAUAAGAGAGCACAGUUUGUGUUGGUGUUCUGUUUUUUGUUUUUGUGAUUUGUAAAACUUGGAAAGAAUAUACCCCUCUAGAUUUUGCAAUUUAUUUGCAGAGAGAGAUUGUUGCUCUUCUGUACACAGAGGAUUUCAGUCAGUGCUGUGCACAAUGAUAGUUUUAAAUAAAAUACAGAUCUGUGUUAAUUGAACUGAAA
This is a messenger RNA of Scatophagus argus, 1954 nucleotides long. RefSeq names its product cyclin J (gene ccnj). The coding region runs from base 202 to 1341 and encodes 379 amino acids. Gene Ontology annotation, molecular function: cyclin-dependent protein serine/threonine kinase regulator activity. The transcript is spliced from 6 exons. The record is from RefSeq and is a predicted model, not a curated record. Gene Ontology annotation, cellular component: cyclin-dependent protein kinase holoenzyme complex; nucleus; cytoplasm. NCBI's taxonomy places the organism in Eukaryota, Metazoa, Chordata, Actinopteri, Scatophagidae. Gene Ontology annotation, biological process: regulation of cyclin-dependent protein serine/threonine kinase activity; mitotic cell cycle phase transition.